CUCCGAAGGCUAGAAUAGUGUUUCUUAUAAUUAAUGAUUCUAUAAUUUAGCUGAAAUAGCUGACAAAAAUCGUAUAACGUAAUGUAAAGGACUAAAGCUAUGAUGUUUGAUGCUGGUACGCUUAAUGAAAGUAUCAGCACAAUACCAGUGGUUAUUAUAAAUAAUUAAAUCGGGCGAAGGGAGCUGCAGCGGAAUUGCUGAUGUCAGGGUUCAGUGCAGCAUUUCGUGGUGCAGGGUGGAAGCGUUGCAAUCUGCACCGCGUUUAUUUCUCUCUCACACAUGCAACUCCGACAAGAAAUAUGCUUUCAAUUGUUAAGACCUGCGUGUUAUUUUCAGUCUUGUGCUUGUACCUAGCAAAACCGAUUUAUUUGAAAAGAGUUUCCAGAUGUCCUUCAACAUGCAGCUGUUCAAAGGAGUCCAUUAUUUGCGUCGGAUCUUCCUCUGUCCCAAGGAUCAUCCCGAACGACAUCAAUUCACUGAGCAUUGUCAAUGGGACCUUCUCCGAGGUCAAGGAGACCAUGUUUGCUCACAUGCCAUCUCUCCAACUCUUGCUACUUAAUUCUAAUUCCCUGAUAACAAUUAGAGACGAUGCAUUUUCUGGCCUUCCACAUCUGGAGUACCUGUUCAUUGAAAGUAAUAAGAUCGAGACUGUCUCCAAAUACGCCUUCAGAGGACUCAGAGACCUGACUCACCUGUCUUUGGCAAACAAUAAAUUAAAAGCAUUACCAAGGGAUUCCUUCAUUGACCUGGACUCAUUGAUAGAGCUGGACCUGCGAGGAAAUGCCUUUGAGUGCGAUUGCCGUGCCAAGUGGCUGAUGUUGUGGCUGAAAAACACCAAUGCCACGGUUUCAGAUGUCAUUUGUGCUGGACCCAAGGACAUGACGGACAAGCAGCUAAACAACAUGGCCAGCCUUCACAAUGAAUGCACUUCCACUGAUUUGAUCCUCCAUCAGUCAGUGCCAUCAGAGUCCCUGUCCGUGGAUACAUUCUCUUAUAAAAAUGAUGUCUAUGUGGCCAUUGCGGCACCCAACACAGAGAGUUGCAUGGUUUUACAGUGGGACCACAUUGAGAUGAACUUCAGGACUUACGACAACAUCACAGGCCAGUCGAUUGUUGGAUGCAAGUCAGUCGUCAUCCAGAACCAGGUCUUUGUCAUAGUGGCCCAACUCUUCGGUGGUUCACACAUCUACAAGUUUGAUGAGGACCAGAGCAGGUUUAGUAAGUUUCAGGAUAUUGAGGUAUCCAAAAUCUCCAAGCCCAAUGAUAUUGAAGCCUUCCAAAUUGCUGGUGAGUGGUUCUUUGUGAUAGCAGACAGUUCAAAGGCAGGACUCUCCACACUCUACAAAUGGAACAACAAGGGCUUCUACUCCUAUCAGUCCCUGCAUGAGUGGUUUCGAGACACUGAUGCUGAGUUUGUAGAUCUGGAUGGCAAGUCCCAUCUCAUUCUGGCCAGCCGCUCCCAGGUGCCAGUAAUCUACCAGUGGAGCAGGAAUACCCAGAAGUUUGCUCUGCAUGGCGAGAUCCCCAACAUGGAGGAUGUGGUGGCCAUCAAGGCUUUCCAGAUCAACGAGGACCUCUACCUGGCAAUGACCCGCUAUAUAGGUGACUCUAAGGUUGUCCGCUGGAGCACCAAACAGUUUAUAGAGAUUCAAGCACUGCCUUCACGAGGCUCCAUGAUUCUCCAGCCAUUCUCCUUCAAAGAGCGUCAUUAUUUGGCCCUGGGCAGUGACUAUACAUUCUCACAUAUCUACCUAUGGGAUGCUAAUAACAAACUCUUUGAGCGCUUCAAAGAGGUGUACAUUAUGGCUCCACGCUCCUUUACUGUGGUUUCAACUGACCGCCGGGACUUUAUCUUUUCCUCCAGCUUUAAGGGCAGCACGCAGAUAUUUGAGCAUAUCAUGAUUGACUUAAGUGUAUGAAAUAUCCAGGGCUUUUGCCCGUCAGGAACUCAAAUGGCAUUAUCUAAUAUUUCUUCUCAUCUGUUUCUUCCUAAUAAUCACCAUGUUUGAAUACCGUUUUUAAUCAAUUAAAUGUGCCAUAGUGCAGGUCUAUUGACUUGUGUGCGUACACGCACAUGUACUCUUGGUUAAUCCAGAAAGAAUAUCUUGUUUAGAUUAAGUUUGCAAAGUCUCCACCCUCUCAAAUGGAUAUGCACAGUUUAAGUUCUGCCAUUGCCCUAUGCUGUAAUGUCCAAAUAUCCCAUCUAAAUCCCGAACACCGGAACUACUGCUGCUUGUUAUACCACACUCAAUCAGUCCCCACAGUAACUAUAAUUUGGAGCAAAUAGACAUUUUUUCACAGUUGUUUUAUCCAACUGAAGAUAUGUGUUUACAGGCUUUGGAGUUAGAAAUUCAUAGCUAAUUCCCUGUAGUUUUGGACAUUGCAUUCAUAUUUUUUCUGUCCCACUCAUGCUAAUAGGAGAUGCAGUUUUUCCUCCAUAAUGUACAUUGCACGAAUCACACAGGUGUUUUACUAUUUUCUUGGUCCUGCUGCACCACCCUCUGGCUAUGAAUAUUGAUCAGUCCCUUUGCUUUGUAGAUAGAGGGAAAGUUUGCAUGAGCACAAACCUUUAACAACAUUAGUGUGUAACCCAGGUACUGGUCCUUAAACAAUCGUUAGCAGUAUAUAUCCAAAAUGACUAGCACUGUUGAUAAAGAUGAGUAAAAACGCUUCAUAAAAUAUGCAAAUAUGCUUUAUUAAUUAAUCUAGGGUACCGACACAAAAGACAAAUGUCUCAAAUUGUCAAUCUAUUUCCCAAAAAUACAUUUUUAAUAUUUUUGUUACACUCUCCCUUUGCAAAGAGUUUGACACAAAAAUAAAUUGGAUGAGAUCUUAGACCAUUCCUUUAUAAAGAAACUUUCCAGAUAAUUUGCACUGCGCUUAUGGUGCUCUCUAAUUUAAGCCACAUGUUGUCAAUGGGAUUCAAGUCAGGACAUUAAUAUGGUCAAUCCGAAUUUUGUUUUUGUAGUAAAUUAACUAUUUCUUAAUUUUGUGCUUGGGGUCAUUGAUUUGCCUUAAGAUCCACUUGCGGCGAAGUAAAGGCAACCAGGUUUUUGGCUAAAUGUUCUUGUCAUAUGUAAAGUUUAUGAUGUCACUGACCUUAACAAUGGGCACAGUGACUGCAAAAUAGCCCCAUGGCAUGAAGGAUCCACCGGCAUAUUUUAAAAUAGGUAGGUGUUUCUAUCAGCUCUUACAUUCUAAUUUGGAUAUCAAACUUACUAGUGGUGAUGUAUGGAGGAAUGGUCCAUGAUCCCUUCUGAUGUAUUUGACAAAAUCUCCUAAAAAAUUACAGGAAAAGGCUAGGUGCUGUUCUUGCAAGGGGAGAGUUUUAAACAAGGGUGUCUAUAAUCACACCAUUUUUGUGGAAGUACAUUAAUAAUAUGAAAUGUGUAAUUUUGGUUAAUUUCCUUGAAUCAUUAACAAAAUAAAAUAUGUAUUCCACAUACUAUAGAAUACUAAAAUGAAUCUCAUCUAUCUUUAUCAUGGGUGCCAAUCCCUUUGGAGGUGACUGUGUAUGUUUCCAUUCAUGUCUACAUUGUCCGUAUAUGAAGUUAUCUUUCAAUUAUUUGCUCAACAUCUCACUGUUGAACUAGACCCUCUGAGGUACCAAUGACAUGCGUCUGUUGUAGACAGAUAGGUCAAGUGUCUAAUAAGUGAGAUGCUCACUCUCCUUAAGAGGCACUUGCUCACCCUUUGUUCAUUCUUGCAUUUUUCCUCACAAAGAGAACUGCUCUCUUAAGCUCUUUUCAGCAUGAUUGGAUCGCUGUUGUCCUGCUUAACUAUUCCCGACAAAUCACCAACAAUAUUCCUGACAAGAUUUUAACAGGGGCAGUUCUAAGAUUUCAGGACAUUGAUUUAAGGACAUUGCCCCGUGCAAAAGGGGAACCCUAAUCGGGGUUCCAGUGUUCUUUUAAAAACAAAUGACAUAAUUGAUAAAUCAUAUCACAACCCACAUACUGAACCUUCUUGCCUGAUUUUUAUGCUCCUCAAUAAAACAUACUUGAAAUGUAAAAAUCUAUAUGUAUAAAAAAUGUUUUAUAUGGGUGAACUAUCACCUCCAAGUGUACAAGGUAUGAUAAUUGUUAUGCUAUGGCAAUUAAUUAAUCCAACCCUGGGUACCGUUCAAAAAAGGCCAAAUGUUGUUGAGGCUGACUAAACUUAGUUCAUAGGCAAGAUAUUUUGCAUUAUAUGAGCUUAUUGAAGUAUGCUUAUCAUUUCUGACCAGCCACUUAUUCACAAAUACUAAAAUGAAAAAAUAUUUGAGGAAAGAGGAUAUAUACAAUAUAUAUCGUAUUCACCUUUUUGUCUGUGACAUAGCCUACCUACAUCAAUAUGUACAAAAAGGCUUAGCAUAGCCCUUUUUUUAUUUUAGUGAAAUACACAGCCAAAUUGCAAAGAAAUAGAAUAAGAAAUUAUUGUUCUUGUUUACUUGAAGAGUAUUUACUGUAUUAUGUAAGGAAUAUGAAUAGUUCAUUUCACUUAGCAAGUAAAUUUAAGAAAUAGGUCAUCUUUUAUAUAAUGAAUACGACAUGGGAAGGUUCAAGCGUAGGGGGCUCCAGAUGUUUAUUUAUCCAAACACAGUAGGAGCAAGAGGUCUCGUGGUCUUUAUACAGGCAAAUGGGUCAGAAACAAUGGUACAGGCAAGAAGUCCAAAGGGUUAGGCAAUAGGUGUAUUCCAAGAAAAAAGGCAGAGAGGUCAGAUGGUCAGAUAAACGGCUACAGUACAGAAGGGAAUGUACAAGGAAAUUGAUUAACGAGUUAACACAAGCUAGAAAGAUAUGUACACAGUAGGCAGAAAUUAUAGAUAGGCUUAGUAGAGUCGUAACACGAAACAAUACCUCACAAAGAACUAACACAGAAAGCCUGAACAAAACACUGUGCUAAUGAGAGCGGGUGCGAAAGAGCACAGGUGCAACCAUUGAAACGUAGGGGACCCAGGGUGCAGACCUUGUUCAGGAACGACACUAAGAGAAGAAAAUAAAGAACAUGGUGAAAAAAACAUACUGCAGACAUUCAGACACAGAAAUGGACUAGAUGGGGAACAAGUAGGGAAAAUGAGCCUUAAGCUUAAGGAUAACAUGCUGUUAUCAUGUGAUAAGCUUUAAUCUGCCAAGUGCUAUCAACUGUACUUUAUAAAACCCUAUUCAUGUACACUCACCUAAAGGAUUAUUAGGAACACCUGUUCAAUUUCUCAUUAAUGCAAUUAUCUAAU
Molecule: messenger RNA, 5212 nt
Organism: Esox lucius (northern pike)
Lineage: Eukaryota; Metazoa; Chordata; Actinopteri; Esociformes; Esocidae
Product: leucine-rich repeat LGI family member 2
Exons: 8
Coding region: 201-1919 (572 amino acids)
Biological process (GO): inhibitory synapse assembly
Molecular function (GO): protein binding
Source: RefSeq, a predicted model, not a curated record